This is a messenger RNA of Exophiala spinifera, 933 nucleotides long. RefSeq lists its product as uncharacterized. The transcript has a single exon. The record is from RefSeq and is a predicted model, not a curated record. Lineage: Eukaryota; Fungi; Ascomycota; Eurotiomycetes; Chaetothyriales; Herpotrichiellaceae. Bases 1 to 933 code for a protein of 310 amino acids.
AUGGCCAAAACUCUUGCAGUAUUCGGUGCAACAGGUACCCAAGGGGGCUCGGUGGUCAGCAACGUCUUGAGCGACCCUGAACUCUCCCAAAAAUACAAGCUUCGCGCUAUUAGUCGCGACCCCAACUCAUCCAAAGCCCAGGCGCUCAAGGAGCAACAGGUCGAAGUCGUCACGGGCGAUACGUCAGACUUGGCCUCGAUUGAGCACGCAUUGACGGGGGUUGACUUUGUCUUUCUUAUGUCGACACCCAGCUGGGGUCCGAAUGCGUUGGAGAACGAAUUCAAUAUCAUCAAAUCUAUUGCCGAUAUCGCUGUCCGAAAAGGAGUCGAGUACAUUAUCUUCAGCACGUUGCCGUCAUGCUCCAAAAUGUCCCAGGGUAAGUAUACCGCUGUCACUGCCUUCGAUGCCAAAGCACAGGGCGAAGAAUACAUCAAGACGCUGCCCAUCAAAAGCGCCUUUUGGUGCGGUGGCUUCUUUAUGGAGAACUUCGUGACCCAGCCAUUUCUAGGCCCGAAGCCCAAUGAUGACGGUACCUUCACCCUGGCUCGAAACGCACCGGCGACGCUCAAGCUCCCCUACAUCGAUGCCACAGAUGACGCUGGCAAGUUCGUCAACGCUAUUCUAGCGGAGCCCGACAAGUACGUCGGCCAAACCUUCUGCGCCGCGGCGGGGUUUUAUAGCCUGGCCGAAAUUGCCACUCUAUUGUCCAAGUCCUCAGGGAAGCAGGUCACCUUUAAACAGGUCUCGUACGACGAAUUUAAGGCCUCUCUCCCCUUCAUGGGCGACCUUUUCGCUCAGGGAUUUGCUUGCCAAGCUGAGUAUGGCUACUUUGGGCAUGGAGGCGAGGAUAAGGUGAGCUGGGCGACCAAGAACAUCCAUGGAAAGCUCACUACCCUUCCUGAAUACUUCGAGAAGCAUCCUUUCUCACUCUGA